GUAUGCUCCCUGGUAUUGAAUAUAGUAAGGAACAACAACUCAAUCAUUUGGAUGCAUUGAAAACCCAGCUGAGAUUGAAACAGGAGCUACUACAAAAAUACCACUAUAUGUACCCAUUCGACAUUCAGAAAUCUUGAAAAGCAUGGUUUUUCGUUUCUUGAUUCGAAUUUUGGCUAAUAAUGAGCAGCUAGUUCAGAAAUUGAGCGAAUCCUAUCCAAUGCGUAGAGCUGCCCAGGUAGUGGUACGAGUGAUGUUUUCUAGUAAAAAUUUGAUAGAAGAACACAGAUUACGUGAAAAAUUAUCUCCUGAACAAUUUAGAGCAUUGAUGAGUGAAGUGGCGGCUAACUUUCAAAAUCAGUUGAAGCAGGCACAAGAAAACAUAAAGAGAAAAAUGAAGUAACAUAAAUCAAAAUUGAAAAUAGACUUUUUGUAAAUAUGAGGUCCUCAGUUCAUUUCAUUGUGUCACAUGGAAGAGAUAAGGUGCCAAAUAAUUUAUUGGAUUUAUUUAUCGUUUCUCCUAAGGAUAUUCUUCUCAGAAUAUUUGAAUCUUUUGUACCACCUGUUAGUAGAUAUAAACGAGUUUAUGUUGA
Molecule: messenger RNA, 590 nt
Organism: Leptinotarsa decemlineata (Colorado potato beetle)
Lineage: Eukaryota; Metazoa; Arthropoda; Insecta; Coleoptera; Chrysomelidae
Product: protein NCBP2AS2 homolog
Source: RefSeq, a predicted model, not a curated record